Molecule: messenger RNA, 4939 nt
Organism: Oncorhynchus nerka (sockeye salmon)
Lineage: Eukaryota; Metazoa; Chordata; Actinopteri; Salmoniformes; Salmonidae
Product: transcription initiation factor TFIID subunit 6-like
Exons: 16
Coding region: 1057-2892 (611 amino acids)
Biological process (GO): transcription initiation at RNA polymerase II promoter; RNA polymerase II preinitiation complex assembly
Cellular component (GO): SAGA complex; SLIK (SAGA-like) complex; transcription factor TFIID complex
Molecular function (GO): transcription coactivator activity; RNA polymerase II general transcription initiation factor activity; protein heterodimerization activity
Source: RefSeq, a predicted model, not a curated record
UUUUCAGAAAACGGGGUCAGAGCUGCAGACCAUAAAGCAGUUAAAAUAAACCUGCAAAUGAAUAUAUACUGUAAUGAUCUAUAUUUGCAAAGAAGCCAUUAUCGCACAUUUUAAUAGUAUUUGUUUAUUUUUAAUUCGUUUAACUUUCUCCUGUUGGUGUUUAACGGCCGUAUUUGUAGCUUUACAAAGAGAACAGUGUCCAAAACGAACCUCGGGUUUCCCGGACUAGAGGAGUGUCCAAAACGAACCUCUGGUUUCCCAGUGUGCAAGAAAGUGGUCAGCACAUUUUCCUAUAGUUGGAAGCAGCAGAAGGCCCUGAUAAGUGCACAGGAUAAACUGAGUCUGCCCCUCCACAAGCUCAUCACGGAAUCCCCGACAAGGUGAGGUUCUCACCUGCAGAUGAUGGAAAAAGUCCUGGAGCAGGAAAAGGCCAAACUACAAUUCCUGGCAGCAGACAAAAAAACACGGCACCUUGCACCCUCCUGACAAGACAUUGAGGUCUUUGAAUCUAUCACAGCAGCACUUAAGCCCCUCCAGGAGAGACAUACGUGAGUGUGUCCUAUCUGAAGCCUGUUCAAUAUGGUGGUUCUGAAAUUAAAUGAUGGCGAAGCCAACCUGACCCGAGAGAUUAAGAUGAGGGUACUCAAUUACCUGAAUGACAAAUACACCAACCCUGAAACAGAUGAGCUGCUCACCAAUAUCUACCUUUCUGGACUCAAGGUUCAAGACCACCUACAUGACCACUGAGAAGCUGGUGAAGGUGAGAGCUGCCUCCGAGACAGAAACCCCCCUCGUAUGGGAACACAGCCGUGGGAGACUUCUCUCUUGAAGAGGACUAGAGUGAGAGAGAGAAGGAAGCUGCCACUGCUCCACAAUCCGCAAAGAAGUCCAAGAAGAGCCUUGGGAGAUUCUUUAAGAAAAUCAGUAGUGCACAUGCCUUAAGAACCCAGAGACAGGUCACGGAGCGAUAGCUGGACAGCUACACUCUGAUGAUGGCAGCAGACAGUCAGGCUGAUCCUUUGGAGUGCUGGCGAGUUCACGCUUCCCACAACCACCAUGGCUGAGGAGCGGAGGCCGAAGCAGUGCACUGUGGUUCUGCCCACGGAGUCAAUGAAGGCCAUGGCAGAGUCCAUAGGAGUGGGGCAGCUACAGGAGGAGAGCUGUGCCGCCCUGAGCGAGGAGGUCAGCUACAGAAUAAAGGAGAUCGCCCAGGACGCGUUGAAGUUUAUGCACCAUGGAAAGAGAUGUAAACUGACGACCAGCGACAUAGAUCAUGCUCUUAAACUGAAGAAUGUAGAGCCUCUCUAUGGCUUCCAGUCGCAGGAAUUCAUUCCGUUCCGCUUCGCCAGUGGAGGAGGGAGAGAGCUUCACUUCUACGAGGAGAAGGAGGUAGACCUCAGUGACAUCAUCAACACACCCCUCCCUAGAGUCCCCCUUGACGUUUCGCUCAAAGCUCACUGGUUAAGUAUUGAAGGUGUCCAGCCUUCGAUACCAGAGAACCCACCCCCAGCCCCCAAAGAGCAGCAGAAGACUGAAUCUACAGAGCCUCUCAAAGCCGUCAAGCCUGGUCAGGAGGAGGAGGGCUCCAUCCAGAAGGGCCAGGGAGCUACAUCUGCAGAGCCUAAAGGAAAGAAGGAUGGUCUGAUGAGGAUGAAGCCCCGCAGUACUCACGAGCUCUCAGUGGAACAGCAGCUCUACUACAAGGAGAUCACGGAGGCCUGCGUCGGGUCCUGUGAGGCCAAGAGAGCUGAGGCCCUACAGAGUAUCGCCACAGACCCCGGGCUCUACCAGAUGCUUCCCAGAUUCAGCACUUUUAUUUCUGAAGGGGUCCGUGUGAACGUGGUGCAGAACAACCUGGCCCUGCUCAUCUACCUGAUGAGGAUGGUCAAGGCCCUCAUGGACAACCCCACUCUCUACCUAGAGAAAUAUCUGCAUGAGUUGAUCCCAGCGGUGGUGACGUGUAUAGUGAGUAAGCAGCUGUGUUUGCGGCCUGACGUGGACAACCACUGGGCUCUGAGGGACUUUGCUGCCCGUCUGAUGGCCCAGAGCUGUAAGACCUUCAGCACCACCACCAACAACAUCCAGUCGCGCAUCACUAAGACCUUCACCAAGAGCUGGUUGGAUGACAAGACUCAGUGGACGACACGCUACGGCUGUAUCGCUGGACUGUCUGAACUAGGACCUGACGUGAUCAAGACGUUGAUCCUGCCCAGGCUCACUGUAGAAGGAGCUCGUAUCAAAGCUGUGUCUGAUGGACCUGUUGUCUCCAACAUUGAUAAGAUAGGAGCAGACCACGUCCAAAGCCUUCUACUGAAACACUGUGCCAGCGUCAUUGCUAAAGCUCGUCCCCUGCCUGACAACGUGGAGCAGUACCGGGCAAACUACGGUUACCUGGGGCCCAUGCUGUGUUCUCAUGUGGUCAAGGCCAGGGCCCAGGCAGCACUACAGGCCCAGCAGGUCAACAGAACCACACUCACCAUCACACAGCCUCGGCCCACCCUAACGGUGUCUCAGAGCGGAAUAGGAGGGUCAGGGGGGUCCCGUACCCCCAGCAUCAUCAAGGUACCCAGCUCCCUCACCCUCAUGUCCACCCGACCAGGCACCCCAACACAGCCAUCGCCCCCGGCAACCAAGUACAUCGUCAUGGCAACCAGCUCAGGAUCAUCCUCCACCCAGCAGGUGAUCACUCGGACUUCCUCCUCAGUGACCAGCACGGUCGCCAGCGCUACCUCCACGCUGCAGCCUCUGGUCAAGCUGGAGUCCGGCGGGUCCGGCGGCCUGGGGGGGUCGCGACCCCUCCAGAAGUACAUUGUGGUGUCCCUCCCCUCGUCCUCCUCUCUGGAAAGUAAGAGUGGGGUUCUGCCUCCCCCAUCUUGCUGGAAGCCAGGAUAAAGGUGGAUUGCUCAGACUCCCCCGGCGCCAGCACACAGUCCCCGCACUAAGACUCUGGGUGUGUCCCAAAUGGCAAACAAUUCCCUUUAUAGUGCACUACUGUUGACCAGGGCCCAUAGGGCUCUGGUCAAAAGUAGUGUGCUAUAUAAGGAAUAUGGUGCCAUUUGACACUGGCUUGUAAUUGGCUGAGUGGGGUGAGACAGCCAUCUGAUUGGCUGAUAACAGAGACUAGGUGCCUGGGAGCGAGGACUUUUGGUGCAGGUGUGGAAACUAGCUUCUGGAGUAGCAAAGGAAUUGUCAGAAAACGGGGGAUGUGGCAAGUAAAAGUAUGUGAACCCUUUGGAAAUACCUGGAUUUCUGCAUAAAUUGGUCAUAAAAUUUUAUCUGAUCUUCAUCUAGGUCACAACAAUAGACAAACAUGUUCUGCUUAAACUAACACACAAACAAUUAUGCGUUUUCAUGUAUUUAUUGAACACACCGUGUAAACAUUCACAGACCAGCGUGUAAAAAGUAACUCUUGGAUUUAAUAACUGGUUGAACCUCCUUUGGCAACAAUAACCUCAACUAAAGAUUUUCUAUAGUUGCUGAUCAGACCAGCACAACGGUCAGGAGGAAUUUUGGACCAUUCCUCUUUACAAAACUGUUUCAGUUCAGCAAUAUUCUUGGGAUGUCUGGUGUGAACUGCUCUCUUGAGGUCAUGCCACACUAUCUAAAUCAGGUUAAGGUCAGGACAAUGACUGGGCCACUCUUGAAGCCAUUCUGUUGUUGAUUUACUUCUGUGUUUUGGGUCGUUGUCCUGUUACAUCACCCAACUUCUGCAGAGCUUCAGUUGGCGGAUAGAUAAAGACAUUUUGCAGAAGAAUGUUAGGCUAAACUUGGGAAUCCAUUUUUCCGUCGAUGAUAGCAAGCUGUCCAGGCCCUGAGGCAGCAAAGCAGCUCCAAACCAUGAUGCUCCCUCCACCAUACUUUACAGUUGGGAUAUGAGGUUUUUAUGUUAGUGUGCUUUGCCUUUAUUUCUCCAUACAUAGUGUUGUGUUCCUUCCAAACAACUAAACUGUAGUUUAAUCUGUCCACAGAAUAUUUUGCCAGUAGCGCUGUGGAACAUCCAGGUGCACUUUUGCAAACUUCAGAUGUGCAGCAAUGGGUUUUUCUGUGGUGUCUUCCCCUGAACACUAUUCUUGUUUAGUGUUUUACGUUUCGUAGACUCGUCAACAGAGAUGUUAGCAUGUUCCAGAGAUUUCUGUAAGUCUUUAGCUGACACUAGGAUUCUUCUUAACCUCAUUGAGCAUUCUGCGCUGUGCUCUUGCAGUCAUCUUUGCAGGACGGCAAAUCCUAGGGAGAGUAGCAACAGUGCAGAACUUUUUUCAACAACGUCUUACCAUGGACUGAUGAACAUCGAGUCUUUUAGAGAUACUUUUGUAACCCUUUCCAGCUUUAUGCAAGUGAACAAUUCUUAAUCGUAGGUCUUCUGAAAUCUCUUUUGUUCGAUGUAUGGUUCACAACAGGCAGUGCUUAUUAAUAGCAAACUCAAAUUUUGUGAUUGUUUUUUAUAGGGCAAGGCAGCUCUAACCAACAUCUCCAAUCUUGUCUCAUUGAUUGGACUACAGGUUACCUGACUCCAAUUAGCUUUUGGAGAAGUCAUUAGUCACAUACUUUUUCCAACCUACACUGUGAAUGUUUAAAUUAUGUAUUCAAUAUAGACAAGAAAAAUACAAUAAUGUGUGUGUUAUUAGUUUAAGCACACUGUAUUUGUCAGUUGUGACUUAGAUGAAGAUCAGAUCAAAUUUGAUGACCAAUUUUGCAGAAAUCCAGGUAAUUCCAAAGGGUUCACAUACUUUUUCUUGCCACUGUAUGUGAAAAUAUGAUGGGUAGUGAGGAAUGGAUGGGUGCAUGCAGUAAAGUGCACGAAUAGCAUCUCUUUUUCUUAUUGUACAUAUAGUCACACUCGCCUAAAAGUUGUGUGGGCAUUUAUAAUGGUUCAACCAACAUUCUAAUUGAUUUCAUGUUCCUUUUUUACACCCUAUAAUAAAACUGAUGUUGUAAUGAU